Molecule: messenger RNA, 4907 nt
Organism: Girardinichthys multiradiatus
Lineage: Eukaryota; Metazoa; Chordata; Actinopteri; Cyprinodontiformes; Goodeidae
Gene: smg5
Product: SMG5 nonsense mediated mRNA decay factor
Exons: 22
Coding region: 372-3725 (1117 amino acids)
Biological process (GO): nuclear-transcribed mRNA catabolic process, nonsense-mediated decay
Cellular component (GO): telomerase holoenzyme complex
Molecular function (GO): telomerase RNA binding; telomeric repeat DNA binding; protein binding
Source: RefSeq, a predicted model, not a curated record
CUCGCGAACAUUAGGCGGUCAGUGCCUGAUAUGAAUAAUGGCCGCCUUCGUAGCGAUGGCCGGAACGGAAAAUAACACAAAAGGCAUUUUAGAGCUUCUCAGCUGACUGGAAAGACCGCAAGGCGCCAGGUACCCCUACCUACCCACGUUUCAGGACGGAUGGGUGGAGGGGGAUUGGCGAAAGGAUUUAAGAAAGAAAAAGAGACUGAGGGAACACAGGGAAAGCUAAGUGGGGAGCUAGCGCUAGCUUGCUAACAACACGGUUGUCACUACCGGGGAACGAACCCGAGUAACCGCGACAGCUGUGCAUCAGGAGGGCCGAAUGAAACGGUGACCCCGCGGUGUGAUCAAACUGCCGGCCUGUCGCUAAUAUGAGCGGACCGGGUCAGGACAGCGAGCCUGAGGCGAAAGUUCUUCUUAUCAAGCGGCUUUACAGGGCUGUGGUGGAAUCUGUGCACAAGCUGGAUGCCAUCAUCGGCAGCAAGUCAUCCUACAGAGAGGUCUUCAAGCCAGAGAACAUCAGCCUGCGGAACAAGUUGAGAGAGCUUUGUGUGAAAUUGAUGUUUCUUCAUCCGGUCGACUACGGCCGCAAGGCUGAAGAGCUGCUGUGGAGGAAGGUUUACUAUGAGGUCAUCCAGGUUAUUAAGACAAACAAGAAGCACAUCCACAGUCGCAGUGCUCUGGAGUGCGCCUACAGAACACACCUCAUCGCUGGCGUGGGUUUCUACCAACAUCUGCUGCUCUACAUCCAAUCACAUUACCAGCUGGAGCUGCAGGACUGCAUCGAUUGGACUCACGUCACCGAUCCUCUCAUUGGGCGGAAGAAACCCGUGUCAGCCUCUCCCAGGGAGAUGGAGUGGGCUCAGAUGGCCUGCCAUCGCUGUCUGGUCUACCUCGGAGAUCUGGCGCGGUAUCAGAAUGAACUUGCUGGAGUAGAAGCUGAACAGCUGGCAGAGAGAUUUUACCACCAAGCCUUGUCUGUAAUGCCCCAUGUUGGAAUGCCUUUUAACCAGCUGGGAACCCUGGCUGGGAGCAAGUUCUACAAUGUUGAAGCAACAUACUACUAUUUACGAUGCAUCCAAUCAGAUAUUCCGUUUGAUGGGGCCUACGGCAACCUGAAGCGCCUGUUUGACAAAGCUGCCAAGAUGUACCACCAGGUGAAGAAGCAGGAGAUGAAGAAGCUGUCUCCAUCUCGGCAAAGAUCCAAAGACAUUAAGCAUCUCCUGGUGAGCUUCAUGUACCUUCAGAGCCUGCUGCAGCCCAAAAACAGUUUAAUGGAGACGGAGCUGACUUCUCUCUGUCAGUCGGUGCUGGAGGACUUCAACCUCGUCCUGUUUUAUCUUCCGGCUCCAACACACGGAGGUGCUCAACCCUGUCCGAGCGAGGAAGAGGAGGAGCAGUUGCAGCAUCACAGUGACAGCCCCUAUCCCGUUCUACCUGACAACCUCAUCUUCAAGAUGGUGGUUACAUGCCUGAUGGUGGUACACAGCCUUAAGAGAGGAGGAUCAAAGCAGUACAGCGCUUCCAUAGCUUUUACUCUGGCCCUGUUCUCCCAUCUCGUGAACCACGUGAACAUCCGGCUGCAGGCUGAACUGGAGGACGGGGAGAGCCAGGUGCCUCCGCUUCACACUGACGCUGCAGAUGACCUUGAGGUGAGAGAUUUGUCAGCUGCAGAGGUGGGUCCUUCAGAGGAAAGACCUCUGCAGAAUGGCUCCCUAGAGCAGGAGGAUGAGGAGGACAAGGACGAAGAAGGCUUUGAGCGAGUCAGAGUUAAAAAGCUCAGCAGUGAAGAAGACCAGCACAAGCCCGAGGCGGAGAAACAGAGGCAGAAAAAGAAGUACACUCGCCUUUCUCGGCUCCGGCGGCGCCGCUGCGCACGCAAAGGUGGCCCUGGGGAGGAUGAAAGCGAUCUGAGCGAAGGAUUCGAGAGUGAAGAAGAAGAGAAUGACGAUGAAGGAGAGAGGGUCCGUGCUGAUUCAACAGGUGGGACAACAAUAGAUGAACCGCUUAACCCUUCAUCUGUGAAGAAGGAGAUGAAGAGGGAUGCCCUGGGUGAGGAAGGCAACUGGGAAAGUGGCUCUGAGGAAGAGGAUGGAGGAACAGCUUUUGAUGUGGAGACCGACUCGGACAUGAACAGCCAAGAGUCCCGCUCAGACCUAGAAGACAUGGAGGAAACCGAAAAUGUGGAGGGUCAGGCCCGUGAGCACCAGGAGGAAGAACAAGACCAACCCAGAGAAGAGGGAGGAGAGAGGGACAGUGAGACGCCUCCAAGCGCUAAUGGGCCUCUCAUGCAAAGCGACUCCAGUAUCAGCAGCAACCUCCAGGCCAUGUCCUCCCAACUCUUCCAGUCAAAACGUUGCUUCCGGCUCGCUCCAACAUUCAGCAACAUGCUGCUGAGGCCCCAGGCUGCUGCUUCCUCGGGAAAUCCCACAUCUACGGAGACCUCCGCUCCCCCAUCCCAGGAGACGCCGCCUCCUCCUGGAGAGUUACACAGCGACAUGACCUCUGGUGCUGCCAACGGAACCAACGACAAUGACUUGGUCUCUGACUCAGAGGAAAGUCAACACAGCACCCAGUCUGCACACAGUGAAAAAACUCUGUUUGAGAAGCUGGAGAUUUUGACCAAUCAGGGCUUAAUGCAAGUAGUGAAAGUCUUUAUUGAUUGGCUCAGGACAAACACAGAUAUCAUCCUCAUGUGUGCACAGAGUUCCCAGAGCUUGUGGAACCGUCUGUCUGUUCUGUUAAACCUUCUUCCAGAUGGCAGCACGAUGCUUCAGGCUGAUCUGGGUCUGAAUGCAGAGGUGACAGAAAUGUUGAAGGAGUGUGAACAGCCAGGAUUGAUCCAGAAUUUGCUGCUACCUGAGGAUGUGGCCCUGCGACACCUGCCUGCUCUCAGUGUAGCUCACCGCCGCCUUGAUUUUACGCGAGGCAACUCCUCCCUCAGUCCCCUGCAGGAGUGUGUGGUGCGUGUGUGCUGCAUUCGCAGUUUUGGCCACUUCCUAACAAAUCUCCAAGGCAACGUCCUGCACUUCAACCCAGAAGCGGGAAUCUUUACCAGCAUCAACCAGUCCGAGCAGGAUAAUCUGGUGCAGCAGGCCAAGGCCCAGUUAAGGAUGGCUGAAGAGGAGGCGCGUCGAAAUCGUUUAAUGAGAGACAUGGCCCAGCUUCGACUGCAGUUGGAGGUUUCACAGCUAGAGGGCAGCCUUCAGCAACCCAAAGCUCAGUCAUCCAUGUCUCCCUACCUUGUUCCUGACGCUGCAGCCCUCUGCCAGCAUCUGAAUCUCAUCCGGCAGCUGGCUGGCAGCGGCUGCUUCAUCAUCAUCAUCCCAAGAACAGUGAUUGACGGGCUUGAUCGAUUAAAGAAGGAGAAUGCUGGUGCAAGAGACGGCAUCCGCUUUUUGGAGUCGGAAUUCCGCAAAGGCAACAGGUACAUACGCUGUCAGAAGGAGUCGGGUCGCACUUUUGAAAGAGAUAAACUAAAACGGCAGGACAUUGAAGCUUGGCACCUGUAUAAGAUGGUGGACAGCUGCCGACAGCUAACAGUGUCCCAGAGCAACGGAGACGAAGAUACAGCCGGCAUGGUGACCAUCCUGACGGGCCAUGAGGUGGACGAGCUCUGCACUCGGUCUGCAGCCAUGAAGUCGGCGACCCAGGCUGCAUCGUCUGCAGGCAUGGAGCUGAAAAACAUCCUGGAGUUCUACCGUCAGUGGAAGGAGAUCGGCUGAGAGCUUAAAGGGGGGGCAGCUGUCGGUGCUGCGAACAGCUGAUCGAUCACAACACUCGCUCCCUCUCUCUCUCUCCCACUCUUUGGCUCUGUGUGUAUCUGCGUCUCCAAAAAGGAAACAAAACGACUCAAAAGAAAGCUGGAUCCAAGAGUUAGAAGUUUUGAGGGCUGGACAAUGAAAUAAAGCGGAGUUCAAAAAUAAAAAACAAAAGAUGAAACACAGGCAAAACAACGCUAUAAGAAGCAGCAGAUCUCCCACCUGUCAGUUUGUUAAACAUAAAGCGUGAGCGCCGCAGCGGUCGGGGGUGGAAACGGUGGGAGGGCGCUGCACAAAUUCAAGUGCCCCUGGUUCACCUCUAACCAGGAAUACACUGUAUAUGUUAGCAAACGCGUACAUUUUGUGUUGAGAGAAACCAUGCACACAAACUCAUUCACGCUACAAUGAAUCCAUAUAGAAAUUUAGAGCAGUGGUCUGGGUUCCCUUCCCCCUUUCCUUCAGUCUAAUUUCCAGAAACCGGGUCAGGGAUGUAAACCUGGUUGGGCUUUAAACAAGCAGAGUGACAGAGGAGGCCCAGUCUGACUUCCAUCGCUCAGAAACAAACCAGGCGCCCUGAAGUUCACAGGCUUUCAGGAAGGAUUCUAGAUGAUGGAUAUAUUGUUUAUCUUGUUUUUUAAAUGUUAUUUUGGAUUAUUUUUUCCUUAUUUGCGGUGUACUUCUGUGACCAGUGAUGUAUGUACUGUGCUAUUUUUGUCUGAGUAAAAAAAGAGAAAACUCAGCAGGCGUCACACCUGUUUGAAGAUUUUCAUUUGGAUUUUAUUUUUGUACCCAAAUGAUGUUUAUUUUGCUUUUUUGUGAACUAAAUCUGAAUGAUAAACACAGGAAUGUUCAAGGGAAAGGGGAAGGGCUUGCUAUUAUGUGUUGAUCCACUGUACCAAUCCUGAACACAAGCUAAUAAAGCAGAAUCUAUUUAUAAGAUGUCAAGUUAAAGGGAGCAGGUAGGUAGAAGCUGAUUGGUGGAUAUCAGCUGACCUGUCCUGGAGGGUCUGGGCUGUGUUUGGAUGUCUGUGAACUCCUGAAAUGUAUCCCAUCAACAUCACCAUUUCCAUAGUGACUGUCCCAUCAUGCAGAGGAGAACCAGUGUGUGUGGCCAUGCAUUGAACAAUAAAGAGAAACUGAUGCUGA